AUGAUUGUUAAUCCAGCACGAGGUCCCUUCCAUUUCCGUGCUCCUUCUAAAAUCUUUUAUAAGGCUGUACGUGGUAUGAUUCCACAUAAAACUUCUCGCGGUGCAGCAGCUUUAGGUCGUCUUAAGAUUUUUGAAGGAAUACCUCCUCCAUAUGAUAAGAAAAAACGUAUGGUGGUACCUGAUGCCCUUAGAGUUUUAAAAUUGAAACCUGGUCGUAAAUAUACAACUCUCACUCGUCUAUCCACUGAAGUUGGAUGGAAAUAUGAAGAGGUUGUUAAGAAACUAGAAGAAAAACGUAAAGUUAGAAGUCAAGAAUAUUAUGAUCGUAAAAAGAAACUUGUUAAAAUUCAUAAUGAAGCUCUCGAGAAAUGA
This is a messenger RNA of Diversispora eburnea, 372 nucleotides long. The record is from the annotation of a GenBank genome assembly. NCBI's taxonomy places the organism in Eukaryota, Fungi, Glomeromycota, Glomeromycetes, Diversisporales, Diversisporaceae.